UCUAAGAUGAAUUGCAUUAUUUAGUGCUACAAAUGAGUUGUAUCAUGUGAUAAAUACUUGUAAAAAAGACUAAUGUUGCGCCAAAAAGACAGAGAGAGUGAUGUGUAAUACAAAUCCGAUAUGAAGUUUAACGCUAAUUACAGUAUUUUGACUUCAAAAAGAAAACGCUAAUUAUUUAAUCCCUUCGUGCUCCUCUCUGUCCUAAUCAUAUAUCUCCCCUCUCUCUCUCUCAAAAAGAAAAACUGCUGGGGUCUGGGGAAAAUAAAAAGAAAACAGUUAAGUUCUUUGUUUUUCUCAAUCAUUAGCUGAGAAAGAUUAUUAUUUGGUGCAAGAGAGAAAUUUUUCUUAAACCCAAUUGUUCUUUCCCUUCGAUCGUCUCUGCUCGGGUUGGGUAUUUCGCAGAAAUCUUCUGGGUUUUGUGUUUGUUGUUUCUCACUGUUCCUGAAUCGAACCGGACCCACCAAAGUAAAUGCUCCAUAACGUGGAAAAACACUUCUUCUUCAGAGAAAAAAUCCAAUCUCAUUCGGUUUCUCCAUAGAUAUAUAAGUUUGGGUUUUUGGGGUUAAGAAAAAAAAAUUAAUUUUUGUUGUUUCUGUAGAAAUUAGAAGAAAAAAAAGUAUAAACCUUUAAUCAUUUGAUACCUUUUUGUCAAUUAGUUUUGUGUCUUUGUAAAUCACAUAUGAUUUUUCCAUGUUUAUUUCUCCAUUUGAGAUUCAUGGAUUCUCUGUUAGUUGUGGGAAUUGAUCGAAUUCAAAUUACAAUGGGUUUAAAUUGAUACCCGGUGGAUUCAAAUUCAGGGGUUUAGUGAAGAUCUGGGCGUGUGAAUAUAGAGAUUUAGGGUUCUGGGUUUAUAGCAAAAAAAAAAAAAAGAGUUUUGUGUGUUUAGUUAGAAUCAAAAGAUAAGAUUUUUGUUUUGCCUCUUGAGGAAACAAAAAUGGCGGCAAGAGUAGAAACAUCAAAUGGUGGUGAGAUUGAUGAAGAGACUGAUGAAAGAGGAAGUAUGUGGGAUUUAGACCAGACGCUUGAUCAACCUAUGGAUGAAGAAGCUGGUCGACUCAGGAACAUGUACAGAGAAAAGAAAUUUUCGGCGAUUCUGCUUCUGCAGCUUUCGUUUCAGAGCCUCGGUGUUGUCUAUGGAGAUUUAGGAACUUCUCCUUUAUAUGUUUUCUACAAUACAUUUCCUCGCGGGAUCAAAGACCCUGAAGAUAUCAUUGGAGCAUUAUCUCUAAUCAUAUACUCACUCACACUCAUCCCUCUCCUCAAAUACGUUUUUGUUGUAUGCAAAGCCAAUGACAAUGGUCAAGGUGGAACAUUUGCUCUCUAUUCUUUGCUGUGUAGACACGCAAAAGUGAACACGAUCCCGAACCAGCACCGUACAGACGAAGAGCUUACAACUUAUAGCCGCUCCACGUUUCAUGAGCAUUCUUUUGCUGCAAAAACCAAGAGAUGGUUAGAGAAAGCCUCUAGGAGAAACUCGCUUCUUAUCCUCGUUCUUGUCGGUACUUGCAUGGUCAUCGGCGAUGGAAUCCUUACCCCUGCCAUUUCUGUUCUUUCUGCUGCUGGUGGGCUCAGGGUAAACCUUCCUCACAUAAACAAUGGUAUAGUUGUUGUUGUUGCGGUUGUGAUACUAGUGAGCUUGUUCAGUGUACAGCAUUAUGGAACAGACAAGGUCGGGUGGCUUUUCGCGCCCGUUGUGUUUCUCUGGUUUCUCUUUAUCGCUAGCAUCGGUAUGUACAACGUAUGGAAACACGACCCGAGCGUCUUAAGAGCGUUCUCGCCGGUUUAUAUAUAUCGGUAUUUCAAAAGAGGAGGCCAAGAUCGUUGGACCUCUCUUGGAGGCAUUAUGCUUAGUAUCACAGGGAUUGAAGCUCUCUUUGCGGAUCUCUCUCAUUUCCCUGUCUCAGCUGUGCAGAUUGCUUUCACUGUAAUUGUAUUCCCUUGCCUUCUCUUGGCGUAUAGCGGACAAGCAGCUUACCUUAGAAAGUACCCACAUCAUGUGGAAGACGCGUUUUAUCAGUCAAUCCCAAGUUUAUGCCAUUGGGUUCUUGUCCUCUUGUUCACCGUCUUAUCACUCGUCGUCGAAUGCACUUACUUCUCCGCCGUGCUCUUCAAGGUUAACCAAGGCGGUUGGGUGCCGCUUGUAAUCGCUGCGGCGUUUCUUGUCAUCAUGUACGUAUGGCACUACGGAACACUCAAGAGGUACGAGUUCGAAAUGCAUAGUAAAGUCUCAAUGGCUUGGAUCCUCGGGCUCGGUCCUAGCCUCGGGCUUGUCCGUGUCCCCGGGAUAGGCCUUGUUUACACGGAGCUAGCGAGCGGAGUCCCUCACAUCUUCUCUCAUUUCAUCACGAACCUCCCGGCGAUUCACAACGUCGUGGUGUUCGUCUGCGUCAAGAACCUCCCUGUGUACACUGUUCCCGAGGAAGAACGGUUCUUGGUGAAAAGAAUCGGACCCAAGAACUUCCACAUGUUCCGCUGCGUGGCCAGGUACGGGUACAGAGACUUGCACAAGAAAGACGACGACUUUGAGAAACGUCUCUUCGAAAGCCUCUUCCUUUUCGUCCGCCUCGAAUCGAUGAUGGAAGGAUGCUCUGAUUCCGACGAUUACAGCAUCUCCGGGAGCCAACAACAACACAACCUCAAAGACGGGUUCGGGAACGGGAACGGGUGCGAGAGCAAGAACUUGUCGACGUUCGACACGUUUGAUUCUAUGGAGUCGGUUGCAGCGCCAACCAAACGGAUGAGCCACACUGUGACCGGGUCGAGCCAGAUGAGCGGAGUGGACGAGCUGGAGUUUAUAAACGGGUGCAGAGACGCGGGAGUGGUUCAUAUAAUGGGGAACACGGUGGUUCGAGCCAGGAGGGAAGCGAGGUUCUACAAGAGAAUAGCUAUUGAUUAUGUGUAUGCGUUUCUUAGGAAGAUUUGUAGAGAGAAUAGUGCCAUCUUCAAUGUUCCUCAAGAGAGCCUUUUGAAUGUUGGCCAGAUUUUCUAUGUGUAA
Molecule: messenger RNA, 2995 nt
Organism: Thlaspi arvense
Lineage: Eukaryota; Viridiplantae; Streptophyta; Magnoliopsida; Brassicales; Brassicaceae
Source: the annotation of a GenBank genome assembly